Messenger RNA from Elaeis guineensis (African oil palm), 1640 nucleotides. RefSeq lists its product as uncharacterized. The record is from RefSeq and is a predicted model, not a curated record. Lineage: Eukaryota; Viridiplantae; Streptophyta; Magnoliopsida; Arecales; Arecaceae.
AGUCCAGAAGUGAUCGGUCAGUCUUCUCCGUCUCCCCCUCUCUCUCAUGGCCUUCUCCCUCUCCAUCGUUCCCGCCCCUUGCCCAUCCUUCCGGCCCCUCGCUCUCCCAGGCCGAACCGGCCCCGGUCCGCUUCACCUCCCAACUAACCCGAAUCGCUCCUCCUCCUCUCUCUCUUCUCGUCACCACUUCUUCCUCGCCCCUCUCACCACCACCUCCCCAAUCCGUCCGGCGACCGCUGUCGCCGCCGCCCCCCUCAUCUCCCCCCACGACCAAUGGGGCACCUGGACCGCCCUCUUCGCCACCGGCGCCUUCGGCAUCUGGUCGGAGAAGACCAAGCUCGGAAGCGCGCUGAGCGGGGCCCUGGUGAGCACGCUGGUCGGAUUGGCCGCGAGCAGCACCGGGAUCCUCGCCUCCGAUGCUCCAGCCUAUAAGGUGGUGUUGGAGUACUUGCUUCCCUUGGCCGUUCCCUUGCUUCUCUUCAAUGCCGAUCUUCGCCGAGUCCUCAGGUCCACCGGGACACUCCUCCUGGCGUUCUUGGUUGGAUCUGUUGCGACCACAAUUGGCACAGUAGUAGCCUAUCUGCUGGUGCCAAUGCGAUCACUUGGUCAAGAUAACUGGAAGAUUGCAGCAGCCCUGAUGAGCAGGCAUAUUGGUGGAGCGGUCAAUUAUGUAGCUGUUUCGGAGGCUCUUGGUGUUUCCCCAUCAGUACUGGCUGCAGGGCUAGCUGCAGAUAAUGUUAUAUGUGCAAUAUAUUUCACAUCGCUUUUUGCAUUGGCUUCUAAAAUACCUCCAGAGACUUCCACAUCUACCACAGAUGGUGAAGUGGAUCCCGAAUUCAGAGCAGGAAACAAGUUACCUGUCUUACAAAGUGCAAUGGCCAUUGCUAUAUCCUUUGCAAUCUGUAAAGCAGCCACUUACAUUACUAAAUUGUUGGGCAUUCAAGGAGGGAAUCUUCCAUGCAUAACAGCAAUUGUUGUGGCCUUGGCAACUAUAUUUCCAUCACAAAUUGGAAACCUUGCUCCUGCUGGCGAGGCUAUGGCUUUAAUUCUGAUGCAGGUUUUCUUUGCUGUUGUGGGAGCAAACGGUAGCAUUUGGAAUGUUAUCAACACGACACCUGGUAUCUUUGCAUUUGCUUUAGUUCAAAUUGCUGUGCAUCUUGCUGUGCUUCUUGGGAUUGGAAGGUUGCUCGGGUUUGAGCAGAAGUUGCUGCUCAUCGCUUCAAAUGCCAAUGUUGGGGGGCCUACAACAGCAUGUGGAAUGGCAACUGCCAAAGGUUGGAGUUCUUUAAUAGUUCCUGGUAUUCUUGCAGGCAUUUUUGGCAUCGCCAUUGCAACUUUUCUAGGCAUUGGGUUUGGAAUGUUUGUUCUGCAAAAAAUGUAGCAUUCUUCCAGGAGGUAAGUCUGGCACUUGGUGGCCUUGUAGAUGUGCCACUGAAUCAUUGUGUGAAAAUAUGGACUACUUAUAUUUAGUUGCUAUUUAUUUUUCCCAAACUCUCCAUUUGUACGUUCUCUAAACAUAGCAGCAAGCUACCAGGCACCUUUUGCCAUGAGUGUGCUCAGCAAGGGCAAGAGCCAUUGGAAUAAGUUCUGUAACCGGAGAACUACAUGAUACAAUCAAACUUGUGUUUCAUUUCAGAUUA